This is a messenger RNA of Lymnaea stagnalis (great pond snail), 11205 nucleotides long. The record is from the annotation of a GenBank genome assembly. NCBI's taxonomy places the organism in Eukaryota, Metazoa, Mollusca, Gastropoda, Lymnaeidae.
GUUCAGUACGUUGUUGGUGUGUGUCGUGUGCUGGUGUGAUAUGUUCAAGUGUGUUAAGGUGGUUCAGUUAUUGGAGGUGUUGAGCAGCUAAUAAGGUCAAUCCUCUUUUAAGUCACGCACCGUGAUAAAUGUCCUGAUAAUAUUGAUUAGUAAAAGAUCUCAUUGGACCAGCACAAGGCAGGGUAAUAUAUUAAACAUAAUGUUAGAAAAAGGUAGAAAUGUUAUUAUAUAGUGUCUCUAACCGAAUAAAUAACAAUGAGUGAACAUGAGGUCUAGGCCUAUAUAAAUGUUUACAUAUAGACGAGUUUAUGGAUAUUGCGUUUGCUAGGACAGUCGGUCCAUUUCUUUUCGCCUUGUGUUCAAAUUCCGUGCCUUAAACGCGAGAACACUUCACAGGCCUAUAGCGACAUGCACACCUAACCACUCAUCGUUCAGUUUUAAAUUUAAUUCAAAGGUAUUUUAUAGAUCAUGAUAUUGGAAUAAGUGAUACCAUGAAAAUAUGCAGUAUAAGAAACGAUUACGUCAUUCUUCAUGAGACUUAUUGUCAGUUCACAAGGAGUAAAACUAUUUAGAUUCGCGAUAGGUAAUCAUGUAAUAUUAUUUGUGAAGACAUCUUUAAUGCCUGACCCAUGUGUGCGUGUUGAUGUGCAGUAAAUCGAGACUGAGAGGUGGGGGGGGGGGGCGGAGGGACGACAAAACUCACACAACUCUGAUCUGACAUGCCAAUGUAGGAUUGUCAGAGCCACGCCUCUGAUCUGUCAUGUCACUGUAUGAAUUUCAGUGCCACAGAUCUGAUNGCAGGGAGAAGUCAGAGCAGGGAGAAGUGAGAGUCGGAAGAUGAGUGAUAGAGUAAGCAAGUGAUAGACCAAAUAAAGAACACGAGUUUAAUGAUCCAAUGUAUCACCGGAGUUGUUUACUUUUUGAGUACCAGAUUUAGAUGAAGUGUGUCAGAUAGUAAGCAAGGUCCCUUACAAUAUAUAUAUAUAUAUAUAUAUAUAUAUAUAUAUAAAACAAAUAACAUUCUACAUCACGAAUGAUGCUCUUUAUAUAAGCUAAUUUUAUAUGCCAGUAAAAAAAUUACUGUAACAAUUAGGCUUACAAAUUUUUUUUUUAUGAAAGAAAAUAAAAAAAUAUGUGUUUUAUCUUAAAAGAAUGAUAAUGUAUGACACGGGUCUAAGUGCUUACGUCACAUCAUCACGUUAUAUUCAGCCAUGCGUGAAAUGUUUUCACGUAGCCACACAGAUCCCUGUCCCUGUGCAGUGAUUGGUGGACAGCUGGUUUCUGGUUGAUUGAGUAAUUGAGGGGGGAGGCCCAAUCAAUCAGCUGACACAUGCUGACAUGGUCAUGCACAACACACACACAGAUUCAUGUCAUCGUCACCAAUGAAAUCAUACGAUUAAAAGAAAAAAAAACAAAGAAGGUAUUAUUAUGCUUGUCUACUUUUUCCCUAUAAAAUAGUGCAUUAUAUUUAGAAUGCAACGUCCCAUCAAAUCAGAUGUUCAAGUGAUGGGGAAAAGGUAAGGAAGAAAAGGACGAAUGUUCAUAAGUAUGUCCCUCGACAUUUGCCCCUGGCUUGAGUAGCACGGGAAAGACCAAAUCAAUGACCGAAAUUCAAUAAAUGUUGAUCCAGCCGUGACGUACACAGAGACAAGGCCAAGGGAUAGAUAGUGCUUAACUAACACAAAGACAGAACUGAUUUUUUUUUUUAAAUCCCAAUAAAACAUGUGUGCAUCCUACAUUUGAUAAGCCUUAUAAAGCUAAGUUAUAAACUUUAAAUUUUCUUAAGAUUUAAAAAGCUAGAUUGAUAACUGUUGACCCAGUCGUAAAGUAUAUAGAGUCACGGCCUAUGGAUAGACACGGCCUAGGGAUAGACACGGCCCAGGGUUAGACUGUUUUUAACUUUCAAAGAGACAGAACUUAUUUUUAUUUAAUCCCAAUAAAACCUGGGUGUAUCUUAUAUUUAAUAAGCCUUAUAGCGCUAGGCAAUAAACGUAACUUUUAUUACCAUCUUAAAAAAAAAACAAACAAGAUUGAUAACUGUGUCCACGACAAGACUUAGUUGAUACCGAGUCCUAUAGUGUGUCUGAAGCAGCUGUGGUGUUUUGGCGUGUGUAGUGAUGUGUCUUGCGGGGGGGGGGGGGAUUUGCAUGUGGAAUAAGUCCAUCUGUUCAUGUUGUGGAGAGAUUUAAUGUAUCCCUGAGUGCAGGAGGCGUCGUUGUGUGGGCUUCCUUUGUAGGCUGUCAGCUUGUCGUUUUUAUUGGUAGAAAUGUAGACACUUUUGGAUCGCACUGUCGCGAUUCGUUGUUAGCUUGUGAUGGUUGAACAUGUUUGCUAUUAAGCAUGGCUGAUUUCUUCAUGGCUGAUUUCUUCAUGGUUGAUUUCUUCAUGGCUGAUUUCUUCACGGUUGAUUUCUUCAUGGUUGAUUUCUACAUGGCUGAUUUCUUCAUGGCUGAUUUCUUCAUGGUUGAUUUCUUCAUGGCUGAUUUCUUCAUGGCUGAUUUCUUCAUGGCUGAUUUCUUCAUGGCUGAGUGCUCUGUAUUGCACUGCAGUAACGACACGAAGUUGACGAAUCAUAAGUUUAAUUUAUUCCAUCCCCAAAUUCUUUAAGUGAGAGAGCUAUGAAUGAAACACGCAGUUGUUGCUGCAUUACUCUAAGAGCUGUGGCAGCCGUGUAGGAAUGUGGUGCGGAGUGGGCUGUCCACCCUAGGUGGCACUUAUUUUACUUUUAUUGUUAGUUAACAUUUUUUGGACCAACUGUAGAGAUUUGUAGACGGGGCCUCAAAAAGCUUGGCAUUACUUCCGGCGGUACAAACUCUGUAGCCCUAAGUCCACGUUUCUUAAAAAUUACCUGAUUUAAAUUCCUAUUUCAGCUCUACAUAUGCUAUAUUCUCCAUAGAAUGGGAAAAAACCAAAGGUUUUAGACAAUAAAACUUGUUUUUUUCUUUUUUUUUAUAAUUUUUUUGUUAAAUUAUGCACCUCCCAAAAGGCCUACAGAGGAUCUAUAACAUGUUUUUACGCAUUUAAAUUAAAAAGUUCGCACAAAGAUUUUUCAAAAAGCAUUUUUUCCUGUUUUGAAAUGGUGGCGGUUUACCAAAUCACGAGCUAAUGUUUUUUUUUUAAUGGAGCUUUAUUUUAUUUCCCCAUGUGUCCUUAUUCUUAGAUACAAUCAGAUUUUUUUUAAAAAAUUUCUCUGUUUAAAUACUUAAACUUUUCAAAAUUUAACUGAGGUCCAGUUCUGUGGCAACUUAUUUUUAAUGUAACUUUUAAAUCUAAGUUCGGAACAACUUGCUUCAAUAUAACAUCUAGGCUCAUAACAAGGUACAACGCUAUAUUGCAACAAGGAAACAAAUAGACGCCGAUGAUACUGAACGAGAUGAACACGUUCUUGGGAAUGUCAUCAUUCAGUCGUUGGAAUGUGCUAGGUAUAAUCAUUAAAUUGUGCUAGGUAUAAUCAUUCAAUUGUGCUAGGUAUAAUCAUUCAAUUGUGCUAGGUGUAAUCAUUCAAUUGUGCUAGGUAUAAUCAUUCAUUCGUUUGAAUGUACUGGAUAUAAUCAUUCGAUUGUGCUUGCUAUAAUCAUUAAAUAAGUCGAAUAUGCUAGGUAUAAUAAUUCAAUCAUUUGAAUGUGCUAGGUAUAAUCAUUCAAUCAUUCAAAUGUGCUAUGUAUAAUCAUUCAAUCAUUCAAAUGUGCUAUGUAUAAUCAUUUGAUCAUUCUCAUUUACAAGGUAUAUCUAUUCAUUUAUUGGAACGUGUUAUGUAUAAUCAUUUUAAAAUUUGAAUGGGCUAGGUAUAAUAAUUCAAUCAUUCGAAAGUGCUGGGUAUAAUCUACCAAACACGUAUAAAAAAACUCUUUAUGUAUUAAUUAGGUGUCAAAAUCAAUAUCACAGUUACCGUGCCUAUAUGUAAUACAAGAACAUCAAUAAAUGUAUGUCGCAUCCCUAGACUACCUCAGCCAAGCGUCCGUGCUUUUGACGUCAGCACUUUGAUUGUUAUGCGAGAGAUUUGCUCAAUCACGAGCACAUUCGAACAGCUGUACAAGUGACAUCUGGCGGAUAGGAUUGGUGACGUUUUUUUUUUUUAUGGGCAACUGUGUCUCUAACCGGGAGGGCUGCUCGUUCAGCCCCGUUCGAUAUAAUAAUAAAAAAUAAAAAAAAUAAUUGAAAAAAAAAGCUAAAUAAAACUGGAAGGCAGUGAAAUACGUUUCACCGGUUUGAUGCAAUACAGAUUGACAAGCUUAAUGAAUUGGUGACGUUUUUUUUUUUUAUGGGCAACUGUGUCUCUAACCGGGAGGGCUGCUCGUUCAGCCCCGUUCGAUAUAAUAAUAAAAAAUAAAAAAAAAUAAUUGAAAAAAAAAGCUAAAUAAAACUGGAAGGCAGUGAAAUACGUUUCACCGGUUUGAUGCAAUACAGAUUGACAAGCUUAAUGGAUCUGGGGACAAUAAUAGAGUCUGAUAACAGUUCAUAGGAUACCCCAAAUAGGUUGACAGAUGCACUGUUAAUACGAAGCUAACGUAGACGUGCGUAAAAUAUAUUCUAACACCCUUUAAAAGUUACAUGUCAUUUUUAAAAUAAUAAUACCGGUAGGCCUACUAAUGAUUUAGAAUCAGGUGCCAGUAGAAAAUCAUAACUGUGGCAAUAAUUCAGUUUAACAGUGGUUCCCUUUGCUUGCGCAUCAGCAUUCUCCCAACAUUUUGUCUAUUAAAUGUUCAAAGAAAAAAAAUAUAAUAAUCCACGUGUUAAUUUCAGAAGUGGGUCACCCAAUAUGCAUAAGAGUGACUCAGUUUGACCUCAAACUGAAUAAAAGAACCAUUGUGCUCGUGUGUUUGUGUACUGCCGUGUCUAAGGUCUGUUUUAUUUUAAGAUUGCCAUUUUUUUAUAAUGUAAGAAUUCCUUUGUUUAAAAAAAAUACGUGGCGAGAUAGCGUGCCAUGUAGCAUGUAGCCUAUUGUGUGCACAGUAGUUUGUGUACCGUAAUGUAAAUAUACACCCUGAUAUCUGAUAAGCAAGUCAACCAUCUUACAAACAAAUGCAAACACAGUCUAGCUCCAUAUUAUGCCAGCUGACUAUGCUAGUUGCUCUUAUUUGUUGAAAACAAUUAGUACUUUAUAUUUGCUUUCACAUCGUGCACACGUGUAAUAGCUUUGGGACUUUGAAGCUAUGCGAGGUUAAAUAUCAAAGUACAUAAUGAGCUUAAAAUGUAUCGGAAAGUCAGGCCGUCCUGCAGCUUCCUAAAGUACUAAAUCAGUAGACCUAUUGUUAUAACAAAAAAAACAACAAAAAAAAAAACAAAACAACAACUAUAGCCUUAGUCAUGCAACUAAAAUUUGUUCUUUCGUAUUUAAAGUAAUUAAAAGAUAUGUCACCAUGAACUAGUUCGGCACGUUAGAAAUGUUUAAACCAACGAAACAAAACAAAAGCAACUAUUUGUUGUUUAAAAAGUUACAAUCACUCAAGAGGAAACAUAUUUAUUCAUGCUUUAUGCCUUUAGCCCAUGUUUAAAAAGUUACAAUCACUCAAGAGGAAACAUAUUUAUUCAUGCUUUAUGCCUUUAGCCCAUGUAACAACCUCCCCGCCCCUCCCCUCACCCCCAAAAUAAAAAAUCUUAAAUUGAAACCGCCACUGCACAACUUUUAUUUCUUAAAAUGAUAAUAUAACUUUUUAUUCUUGAAGAAACCAGUUCUCGGAUGUAGUCAAUGAGCCCCACAAUUCAAUACUUUUACUCAUCAACUGACGUCAUGUCUCGUGGCGGGGGAGGAGGCUCCGAUAAGGUACGUUAUAUUUUUAUGUUAAAUAAAAAGUGUCAUUUUUUUUUUCUUUUGCAUAUUUAAACAAAAGUUUUUGUCUCCAAUCCUUUAUAUUAACUUUGCUUUUGUUUGUGCAUUUCUUUCUGGCUGGGUGGCAAAAUCUUCAGAGGCUAAAUUACCCACUUCCCAUCAACCUAUCGAGCUGAAACUUAGGACAUAGACUCAUUGCCGAUGACAAUUCAUUCUAUAACAUAUUCCGCCUCAAAAAUCAGUUUCUCCUGAUUUUCAGGGGGGGGGGGGGAUGAAGGAAAUAUGAUGACUCUGAUUCUACAAAAUAAAAGUCCUUAUAACUACAUUAAAAUAAGAUUAUUAAAUUAUUAAAAAUAUCGCAAGAGCGUUGGUGCGUAAUAUUUUCUUUUGUUUUUUCUGAACUAGUUGAUGUAAUAAUAAUAGAUCUGAGGUUUAAAGGCGGGUGGGUCAUCAGAAUAUGAAUAUAAAAUAAAAUCAUAAAAGAUGCAUGUAAUCGAUUUAUACGGAAACAUUUGUUUUAAGAGCUUGUCUAAUUUAACCUUUACAUAUAAAUAAGAAAUGGCGAACAAGGGAUAGUUUUUAUUUAAGUGAAUUAACAAAAAUUUAAUUUAAAUUUCUGUAUUACAUUUUUGUUGUUGUUGCUGUGUAUAUCAUUUCUUUUAGGUUAUGAAGCUGAAUGUUGGGGGUACAUUUUACACUACAACACGACCAACACUACAAGCAGUACCGGGGACUGUACUACAUCAGAUUGCUACUGGUGCCCAGUAUUGUCCAAGAGAUGAUCGGGGCAACUAUGUGAUUGACAGAGACGGACAUUCUUUUCGGUAAUUUUAUUAGUUUUUUAUUUAUGUUUUUAUUUAUUUUUAUUUUCUUAUGGAACAGAAUUUGUAAGUGAACAAUUGAUUUCAUAUUUUCUCUAGCUUCCUCACAAUUCAAAGUUGAAUCUGAAAAAAUUUUAAGUCUUCACAAAAUUAUCUAUACAUUUUCUAAAAAUUAAAGAAAACAUAUUUAAUGUUUUUAAAUCUGGUUAAAAGAAACAAUUUUCCAUUUUAAGUUGUUUUGCCAACAGUCAAAAGGGGUCAUGACCAAGGAAAAGCUAAACACUUAAUUGUAUGAUCUCUUGAAUUUAACAUUAAGAAGAUUUUACCUUCUACAGAUUUAAAUACUUUAAAAAAAAUUAAUUAAUAAAUGUAGCAAUGAAAAUAAUGUAACAAUAGUAAUUCAUAAACUUUUUUUUUUGGUCCUGCUGUUGAUCAGAAAAGCAAUAUUUAAUAAAUGGAAAAGAUAUUGUGCCUAACCAUUUUCUACAUUUUAAAAGUACAUAGACAACAACAAAUACAACAACAACAACAAAAUAAUAAAUAAAUUAUAUAACAUUAUAAAUGGUUUGUUCCAGUUAUGUUCUAAACUUUCUAAGGACUUCCAAACUUAUUGUUCCCAUGGGUUACAGAGAACUUGACAUUUUGAGAGAGGAAGCUGCAUACUAUGGCUUGGACAAACUGGUUUGUGAAACAGAAAUUCAGAUUAUUUUUUAAAAUUUAAUUUUGUUAAUAUUUAUUUAUUUUUGUGUGUAUAAUUAUCGUCAAGACUUUCAAGAUUCUUUCUACUCAAGAAUCCAUCAAGUUUGUAUCUUCAAACUUUAUAUUCGCACAUGCUCCUUGCGCCAAGCUUGGUAAUAUCUGACUCCUGCUUUCCUGUAAGGUCGCAUGUUAGUUGCUGACACAGAGUCAGAGCUCCUGUGUCCUUGCUUAAAGGAAAAAAGGGAGGGGGGGGGUGAGCGAUUGGGAAAUUGAAAGGGGCAUUUUUAAAAAAUACACCCUUGGAUUCCAAUAACCUUGUGUUAUAAAAUUAUGGUGUAGAUUUGGGGAAAGGAGCAAGGGCAGGGUCUUUCAGCAUAUGAGCAACAGAAGACAAGUAACCAGGGGUUGAAAAUGGUGCUGUCUUUAAAAUAUACAUUUUAUUACCUAGGUUUAAGAAUUUUUUUUUGUUUAAAUCUUCUGCUGUGUAUAAUUUAGAGAUAGAAAAUUUUAAACUAAUUUAGAGAUAGAAAAUUUUAUACUAAAAUGUUGAAAAUGAAAAGCAUUAAAGCAACAUUUCUAAAAAGACUUUCUUCAAAAGAGGAGAUGAUAGGCACUUAAAAAUAGAAAAUUAAAAUAUAUCAAAGUGCAUUACAUAAAGAAAAAAAAAAGAAAAUGUUUAAAUUUCUUCUACAUUUAAUUCAAUUCCAUUGACAUCAUAGAGUGCCUUACAACUCUCCUGCCUAGACUUUCUUUAUAUAGGCCUAAUGCAUUUUAGAGAAAUUUAAAAUUAUUUUUUUUUAUAUCUUGAUGUUUUUAAACUAGUUCUUAAAGAAAGGUUUUCUAUUUUUGAAAGAUAUUUUUCUUACUUUAUUAUUUUUUUUCAUGUGCUUAUGUUUGAUUGCAAUUAUCCUGAGGUUUGCUGCAGAGAAAAUAAAUACACUAUAGCCAAAAGAUUUGAUUUCUUUAUUUAAAUAGAACAAAGUAAUUUUAAUCAAUGAUCUCUCGUGAUAUAGCAAUGUAUAAAAAUUCUUUUUUUUAAAUUCUUAGUUCUUUUAUCCAUGCCUCUAAGAUUGUGUGACUGCAUCUAUAUUUAGCCAAAUAAAAAAAAAUUUACAAAAAAAUAAUACUUUUUAUAAUCAUAGCAAAACAUUUUAUGUAUCCCCUGACAGGUAACCUCAAUUGAUGGCAUCAUUGAGCUGAAAAAGAGGCGGGCUCGCAAUCGACGCUGGAAUGGUGCAGCCAAAAGAUUAAGUGCCAGCGUCGGUGAAAACCUCAACAACCUGCCUGAAGAUGAUGGCGAUGAUCUGGACUUUUUCGAGGACAGUUGGAUUGGGGGAACAACAAGCUGAAUAUCAGGUGGAUGGGAGUCCACAAUGAGGACAAUUUGCUACCAAAACCACACAAAAAUACAGCUGAUUCAAAUAGCUUUCAAGUACACAGUUUUUCCCAACAUAGAGAUGCACACAAAAUUUCAUGGGACCUGAGGAUUGACUCAACGUAUUUAAUUAAAAGAGUUUGAUCUCUAGAUUAUUUGGAUCUGAAGAAAUGAUGCAUACAAAAUAUUAGCCUAACCUAUUUCAGUUAAGAUUUAAUUUAAUUUAAUCAAUUAAUUCCCUAUUGUUGCCUGAAAUCAUUUUAGUUAACUUAUAAGGGGCAAAUCAAGAUAUUCUUGAUAGUGAAGUUUACAAUGUAAGCUUGAUGGUAUUCCCAUGACCUAUACAUUUGUUUUGAUCAUGUGUUAAACAAUGAAAUUCCAGCUGUUGAAAAAUCUUUCCUCUAGCAUUUCUCUGUUUCGUUCGUAUGAACAGUGUAUAUUGUGCCUGUGGGAUGAAUGCACAGAUUAUAUUCUAACUUCCACUGAUAUUCAUUAAUCACCUGAUGUGAUUCAAUUCUUGUAUCAAUCAAGUAUUAUUUAUGUGCAUUAUACAAACAUAAAAAAAAACAUAUGAAGUCUGCCAUAGUAAAAAAAACAAAAAAGCUGUUUUUUUAUGACAUUUUCAAAUACGUUUUGCUGAUCAUGUGUAUUAAACUUGUAAGCAUAUCAUGUAUUUUUUAUGUAAUAAUCAUAAUAACUCAUUCAGGGGAUAAUAUGUAUUUGAAGGAAUAUAAACAAUGUAUCUAGAAAAGAUUAAAUAUUGCAAUUUUUGUUCAAUUUAAAACUGAGUUGAGAUUUAAGGGACUUGGUAUUUGGCUAUUCAUUUUAUUAACUAGUUGAAAGUCACCCUCUGACAACUAGGUUUUCUGUUUCUGUCAAACUUGCUCGUUGUGUCCUCUUUGAGAAAUAUUCUCAGACUGACAUUUUAGUUAUAUGGUUCUGCUCACAUUUUCGAUAGAAUAAGAGUAACAAGUCCAUUUAAAAAAAUCAUGAACUGCUGCUACAUUACAUGUUUAUAUAUUUCUUUUUAAAAACUUUCCAGGAACAAUAUUUUUUCAACAUUUCUGAAUUAUAAUAUUAUAAUUUGGCCAUUUAAAAUAAACUUAUCAAAUGUCUAGAAAUGCAUCUGAUAAGUCAAACAGUUACAAGUCUGCACAAGUUAAAAUCUAUAAGAAAACAAUACGAUGUUAUUAUUAUCGGCUGACUAGUAGACCUACUGCAUAUGCAUUCAUGUUAAUUUUUUAAAAUGUAAAACUUACCUCAAACAUCAGAAAUAACGAGAGCAGUGCUAGUUUGAUUGUCUAAAAAGAAUAAACAAAUCUUCGGUCGUCUCUAUGGAGUUUAACCUGACUGUUUACUCAAUAGUCAUUAUGGGUCAGUACCUUCUUAGCAUUUCGAACUUCUAGUUAAGUGUGGUCCUGACAAUAGUGUGACCCAAAACAGAGACAUGAAAUUGAUUCUCAUCAUGUUGUUAAAUGCUAAAAUUCAUAUAAUCUUGAGUGUAGAGCUCUAACUCUGAAUACUGUCAUGCAAACAAAGCAGAAAAUUGAUACAAGUGUCCUGAACAAAAACAUUCCUUAAGUUAAUGAUUAGAAAAUUCAUUAAAUGUUUUCAAAUCAUUAUAUUUUGUAAUAGUUUAAGAAUUUUUGGUUAUAUUCACUUGAGGCAUUGUUUUAAUUUUUUUUUUUAAAGUGCAAACAAUUUUUAAACAUCUCACAAAACAUCCCAUUUCUAAACCAAAAAAAAAAUUAAAUUUCAAAGUUGCUGUAUUACAUCUAAAUGUAUUUAGAUACUAGUGAAUAAGUUUGCCAUGUUAUUGUUCUGCUCUAGAGUGAGAAAGUAAAAAAAGAGAAUUCACAUUUAAUUAAUAUUUUAAAUGUAUUCUUUCAUUAAAAAAAUUUUUAAAUGAUUUUCACGGUAGGCAUACUGUCAUCCAUUCUCUCAAACAUGAAAGGUUAAUUAUGAAAUUAUUAAUGAUACAAUUUACAAGUAUCAUGUAGGUUUCUAGUGCUUUACCUUCUUUGACUGCAGCAUUUAUUCACUAUUUGUAUUGCUUUUCUCAUACUUAUAUGAUUAAGAUGUUUUGCUCUCCAAUUGAAAUAAUAUAACAAUUUUCAAAUCUGUACACACUAAGGGACAUUUUCAACUACAGAUUGAUAUUGCAGUUUAAUUCCUAUGACAUGUUAUAGUUAGGAUACCUUUUUCACACUGCUGUUUACAAAAUAUUAAAGCUGUGAAAAUAAAUGACUGUUUUGUUUUUUUUUAAAUAUAUGACCAUGACUUACCUGUGUGAGGUGAAUAGCAUUAUUUAAGGGUAUUGUAGAUUUAAAAGAAUUGAUCAACCCUUCUAUUCAUAGAUCACUUGUAUCAAAUCCAUUUAUUAUAUAUGUUCUGAUAUGAAAACACAAGGAACUAUCUUCAUGGCAACACAAAUAGUUUCUUUUCCUCUUAUUAUGUUAAACUGAAUAUUUAUAUUAUUUUUUUUAUAUAAUUUUUAUAAUUAACAUUUAAAAAGUAAUGUAAAUUUCCAAUGUGUCUAG